AUGGAAGCAUGGUUGCAUCCACUUCCCCAAAAGCAAUAUGAUGAGGGCCGUACAAUCUAUCUCUCUGCAAACAAUUUUGGAAGGCUUGUCAGGGGUGCUGGAUAUGUGCAACUUUCAGAUUUUGACUGUGCAGUAAAAGGAAAUGGCAAAAACAAUGGCGCCAUCCAAGUGGAUAUCUACCGUGCUCCAGAGGUUAUUCUUCAGGCUGGAUACUCAUACAGUGCUGAUAUAUGGAAUCUUGGUGUGAUGCUGUGGGACUGGCUUGAAGGAUCGCCACUCUUUACCGCUGUUGAUACAAACCGUGGAAAUGAAUAUGAUGACAUCAAUCACCUUGCCCUGAUUACGGCUCUCUUUGGACCGCCGCCGGACAAUCUCCUCCGUCAGGGGGAGAGGACAGACUUUUUAUAUGAUGAUUUGAAAGAGCCGUACAUUAAACCCACACCUAACGAGUUCGGCUUUGAACAGUCCGUCAAUCGCAUAUCCGGCGAGGAGAAGGAACAGUUUAUCAAGUUUGCCAGGCGGAUGAUCAAAUGGCAGCCCGAUGAGCGAAGCACUGCUAAGGAACUGCUUAAAGAUCCUUGGUUGGAUGUGAAGCUGGCAUAG
Messenger RNA from Uncinocarpus reesii 1704, 603 nucleotides. RefSeq lists its product as uncharacterized. NCBI's taxonomy places the organism in Eukaryota, Fungi, Ascomycota, Eurotiomycetes, Onygenales, Onygenaceae. Gene Ontology annotation, biological process: peptidyl-threonine phosphorylation; peptidyl-serine phosphorylation. The record is from RefSeq and is a predicted model, not a curated record. Gene Ontology annotation, molecular function: protein serine/threonine kinase activity; ATP binding. The transcript is spliced from 3 exons. The coding region runs from base 1 to 603 and encodes 200 amino acids.